Messenger RNA from Morone saxatilis (striped sea-bass), 5390 nucleotides. RefSeq names its product tensin 2a (gene tns2a). NCBI's taxonomy places the organism in Eukaryota, Metazoa, Chordata, Actinopteri, Moronidae. Gene Ontology annotation, molecular function: protein binding; protein tyrosine phosphatase activity. Gene Ontology annotation, biological process: peptidyl-tyrosine dephosphorylation. The record is from RefSeq and is a predicted model, not a curated record.
AGGAAAAGGGGAAGGGCCUCCCUCUCCUCCUCUCCAGCUGACAAAAACAGCUGCCCAGGAGCCCGAGCUGGAGCCCGUUUAGAGGACAGAGAGGGAGAAAGGGAGGAGGGAGGACAGAAGACGGAGAGAAGAGAGCGAGAGGAGGAGGAACAAGUCCCUGAGUCCAGGACCCCGUCAACCUAUAUGGGUUGCGUCGUGAGUUCGGACUGGUGUGGGGAGGAAGAGGUGCAACCGGUGCCGGUCAGAAACCCGUCUCUGAAGAGAAGGAGCCUGGAGAGGAGUGAGAGUGGCAGGAUGAGGCUGACGAAGGUGACCUCUGCCUGCAUCCCAGCUCCCUCCAAUGAUCUGCAGCGUAGAGGGACCGCUCCUUCUCGACACACCCAGCACCUGGGGUCCACCAAGUCUCUGACCUAUACCAAACAGAGAAACACCCUGCCAAGGAGCUUCAGUGUGGACCGCGUGAUGGAGAGAGUGAUGGAGCGCCACUAUGACUUCGACCUGACCUACAUCACCGAGAGGAUCAUCUCCGUUUUCUUCCCCCCGAAGCUGGAGGAGCAGAGAUACCGUAUCAACCUGAAGGAGGUGGCUGCCAUGCUCAAGUCCAAACACCAGGACAAGUUUCUGCUCCUGAACCUCUCCGAGAGGCGCCACGACAUCAGCCGACUAAAUCCAAAGGUUCAUGACUUCGGCUGGCCAGACCUCCACGCCCCACCGCUGGAUAAAAUCUGUGCCAUCUGCAAGGCCAUGGAGACGUGGCUGACCUCUGACCCUCAGCACGUGGUGGUCCUGCACUGCAAGAUAUAUCUAUUACUUUGGGGGCCUUCUGUCCGGGGCGAUCAAGAUGAACAGCAGCCCUCUCUUCCUCCACCAAGUUCUCAUCCCGUCACUCCCCAACUUCCAGGGCGAAGGAGGUUACUACCCCUUCUUGAAGAUCUACCAGUCCAUGCAGUUGGUCUACACUUCAGGCAUAUAUGACCUUCAAGGAACUGGAGGCAGGCGCCUGUGUGUGACCAUCGAACCGGCGCUGCUGCUAAAGGGUGACAUCAUGGUCAAAUGCUACCAUAGGCGGGCCCAGGGAGCUGACAGAGACACUGUGUUCAGGUUACAGUUCCACACCUGCACCAUCCACGGAUCCCAGCUCUGGUUUGGCAAAGGGGAGCUGGAUGAAGCUUUUACUGAUGAGCGUUUUCCGUCUGAUGCCACAGUGGAGUUUGUCUUCUCCUCUGGACCUGAGAAAAUCAAAGGGCGUGAGUACCAGAAGAAUGACCCAGCUAUCACAGUCGACUACAACACUGCUGACCCAGUGGUUCGCUGGGAUUCCUAUGAGAACUUUAACCAGCGGUACCAGGACAGCCUGGAGGAUAUUGCUCACACCAGAGGUCCUGUAGAUGGCAGUCUCUACGCUCAGAUAAAGAAGCGCAGAGGUCCAAGCUCUGGUUCUCUCACUUCAACCAAUGGGAGCAACCCGGCGGCUGAAGAUAGGCCAGAUCAUCUCAUCUCUCAAGGUUCUGACUCCGCCCUCUCAGCCCAUUCCAUGCAUUUGAACCAACCAUCUAUCCAUCCCGACCGCCAGGAGGAGCCCAUUCGCCCGCCGCCCCCAACCAGACAGGAGAGAGAGGAGCUAGAACGUCUUCUCGGAGGCAUAGAGGGAAACCGAGAUGGAGAGCGGGAGACCGCCAUCUUGGAUGAUGGAGAUUCUUUGCCUUCUGAGAGAACUGGGACGCUGAGGCUGAGUCGGUCCUGUUCCUGCCGGGAUGGUUACCGGUCCCAGCGCUGUGCCGAGCCUGGCUGCGACCGCACUCUCCUCAUGCCUAAUGGUUACUGCCUCGAUCGGGCUCCUGGCACCAACGGGCACCAUGGGGCGACCCCUUCGGCCAGCCCCAACCCAGCUGCUCCUCCGUCACACAUGGAUCUGUGCCAGCACUACAGCCCCCACUCUCACCAGUCCCUUCCACCUCCCGACCUCGUGUGGGACCGCCAGAGUGGCCCACCGCACUACCUACACCGCUCCUGCUCCGAGGCUCCCUCAUCUCGACACAUCUGCCCAUACCCAUCACCAGACCUUACCCCUCACUCUCACAACCACCCACAUCACCACCCUCUGUCUGGCCCCGGUCGCCUCUACUGUCGGGAAGACGACUACGGCCCCUACCACCACCCUCCUCACAGCCACCACCAUCCUCACCCACACCACCCCAAACCCUCCACCAGCCCUACCUACCAUGAUAUAAUGCUAAUGGAUGGUCUGCCACCCCCUGGCUGCCCGUGCAGAGACUGCAGCAUCAGGAGAGAAGACUCUGCGGCUUAUCACAGCCUGAGGCUGGACCGAAAUGACAGCUUCCACUGGGACAGAGAGGCGGAGCUUCAGCAGAGGGAGGUGGGGCUUAGGAGACCCAGGGAGGCAGAAUUACCCAGAGGGUCAGAGCUCCACUGGGAGAGGGAUCCUGGGCUGAGACGAGGCAGGGAGUUGUCCCUCCACUGGGAGAGAGACAGGGAGGCUGAGCUGCAGUGGGAGAGGGACAGAGAGGCCGAAUAUUGGCACAGGAGAGCCACUGUUGCCUCCUACGGCCCACAGGGUCACGAUCUUCCGGCCUUCACAUUUGACCCCUUGCCAUCAGGUCACCCGGCUUACCCAGAGGCUUCGAGGUCCCACGCUCAUUCCCACCUGGACCUGAAGUACAGCAGCAGCAGCAGCGGUUACCAAACGCCCCGCCAGGUGUGCCCCUGCUCACCUUACCAGCCCUCGCCGUCUGAAAGCAGGGGCUACGCCUCGGGCUACCAGUCAGAGUCCACCUCCCCACUGCCUCCGGCCUCCUCCAUGACCGGGCCCUGUAGCCAUAGCAACGGGCCUGGAGAGCAUAACCAUAACCACCACCAUCACCAUCCAGACUCGCAGCAGUCAUACGGCUCUGACUCACACACUGAUGGCCUUCGGAGCUCUGGUGAAAGUGUGGGCUGGAGGGAUCAUAUUGCCCAUGGUUCCUUCAAGAGGGUCCACAGAGAUGGCCACGCUGCAUGCUCCACGCCGUCUGACAUGUCUGGACCACCCACUCCUGUCCACACCAGCAGCCCUCUGCGCACACAGGAAAGCCCCAGUCCAGGAGGGAGAGAGUACGAGAUCCGGACCACAGACAUCCUCAGCAGUGACUACGAGGCCUCGCAGCCUCAGGAUGGACACUAUCGUGCUGAUCUUAUUGUCCAGGAAUCCCCAGAGAGCCAAAGAAGCAGCACAGAGCCUUCAUCCCUGCCGCAGGUUGCCAAAGAGCCACAGUCACACACGACCACACCUAUACAAACAGAACCCCACAACCACUGCACUGCACCCACAGACCCGCCCCCCACCACUCCCCAACAGCAGCACUGUACAGACACACCAUCAGCUUCAACAACGCAGAACACCUCUUCUUUUGACUCUGCGACACCAACCGCAUCAAACCAGGGACUCUGCCAGGCUCCCUCGUCGCCCGUUCAUACUUCAUCUCCAGAUACACACUCCCAACCUCUCACUCCCCAGACCCCCCAUCCUUCAGAGGCUGCUGCUCUGCCUUCCACUGUGGCACAGGCAGUGUCCCAGCCUCAGAGCCAGACCCUUACUCAAGCCGCCGGACUGACGAGACCGACCCCAGCUCAGGUCGUCGCAUCUUCUCCAACCAGGGAACCUCACCCAGAAGCCCCAAAACCCAUCAUCACCCCUGGCCUCACAUCUCACACCCCAGCUUCAUCAUCACCCCCCCAGCCUGCCUCCAGUAGCAUGGAGGGCUCCCCAGUCUCUGAUGCACCAGUUCCUGGCUUUGCCACUUUGGGUAGGAGGUUGAUGUUGAGUGGGUCCGACCCCCACCAUCCAAACCACAUCCAGCACCACGGGCCCCCACACCACCACUACCCAGGCAUGGAGCACAGCGCUGCCGGACACAAUCCCGCUCUGGACACUCACAAGAGGCCCGGCUACACCGCUCACACUCCUCAGCUCCACCCUUCAUCCUACUCCAACUAUUCCACCAUCUCCAUCCCCCUUCCUCACCCCCAGCCACCUUUGCCAGAGAAGCGCCACCCGCCCGUCCAGUCAGGAUCACCCAGCGAUGGGGUCGGAACUCUCAGGCCAGCUGUGGGCCAAGUGCCUCCCUCCAGCACCGGCCAGCAUCAGCACCACGUCACGUUCUCUCCCACUGUGGGGGAAAUUGCACCACCCGCUGGCCAAAAUGAUGGAGAGGCGUCUGUGGAGACUGAGAAUGCGAAUAGGGUCAGUGUGAAGUUUGUUCAGGACAGUUCAAGGUUCUGGUACAAGCCGGGCAUCUCCAGAGAGCAAGCAAUCGCAGCUCUGAAGGAGAGAGAGCCAGGAACCUUCCUGAUCAGGGACAGUAACUCUUUCCAGGGGGCCUAUGGGCUGGCCCUGAAGGUGGCUACACCUCCUCCCAAUGUCAACAACCACAACAGCAAGGUGACCGACCCUCUGGAACAGCUGGUCAGACACUUCCUGAUAGAAACAGGCCCACGAGGAGUCAAGAUUAAGGGAUGUCAGAAUGAGCCGUACUUUGGGAGUCUCUCUGCAUUAGUCUACCAACACUCCAUCACGCCCAUCUCUUUGCCCUGCACUCUUAAGAUCCCAGAAAAAGAUCUGAUAGGAGAGGUGCCGGAGGUUCAGCCAGUGAGUAACAUCAGCACGGCUGCUGACCUGCUGAAACAAGGAGCAGCCUGUAACGUCCUCUACCUGAACUCCGUGGAAACCGAGUCUCUGACCGGCCCCCAGGCCAUCGCCAAGGCAACAGAUGCGUCCCUGAAUCGUAACCCGCGUCCCGCCGCCACUGUAGUCCAGUUCAAGGUGACAUCGCAGGGCAUCACACUGACCGACAGCCAGCGCAGAGUUUUCUUCAGGAGACAUUACCCAGUGAACAGCGUAACUUUCAGCAGCAUCGACCCCAAAGACCGGAGGUGGACUAACUCAGACAACAGCAGUGUUAAGGUGUUUGGUUUCGUAGCCAAGAAGCCGGGCAGCUUGGCAGAGAACGUUUGCCACCUGUUUGCCGAGUUGGACCCCGAACAACCAGCCUCUGCCAUCGUCAACUUUAUCAACAAGGUCAUGCUGUCGCCGCGCCGAUAGACGGAGACAAACAGAGGAAACCAAACGCAGAGCAGACAAGCAGUGACAUGCAGCAUGUAGUACUGACAUGGCUUUUAUUGUACAGUAAUGACCGAGUGCCAGUGCUUGUGUUUGCUGAAUUUGGGCCAUUUCUCAUUUUUUAGGACAUUUUAAAGGAAAUGAUGGUAUUUCAUUUCGAACAGUGCCCCUUGUCCUAAAGGGUUGGUUGACAAUAUAACACUACAUUUCAAUUUUCUAAUAUAGUGAAGUAUUGUUGGAUGAAAAAACACAGUGUUCAAAUAAAGCCAUGAUG